GUAUUAACUGGUGACCCGAUGCAGCUGGGACCAGUGGUGAAAUCAAGGCUAGCUCGUGUAUUUGGACUGAAUGUGUCAUUACUUGAAAGGUUAAUGAUGAGACCCAUGUAUUCCAGAGAUGAAACUGCAUAUAGCAUUUGUGGGUCCUAUAAUCCCUUGCUGGUGACCAAACUUGUGAAGAACUAUCGAUCUCAUUCUGCUCUGCUGAGUCUGCCCUCCAGGCUGUUCUACCACAAAGAAUUGCUCGUGUGUGCAGAUGAGAGAGUAGCCAGUUCUCUACAUAACUGGGAAAAGUUGCCUAAAAAGGGCUUUCCUCUCAUUUUUCAUGGACUAAGGGGGAAUGAAAUGCGUGAAGGAAGCAGUCCAUCAUGGUUUAAUCCUUCCGAGGCAGUACAAGUGAUGCGGUAUUGUUGUCUUCUUGUCAGACAUGCUGUACAUCCCGUAUCUGUGGCAGACAUUGGGGUCAUUACUCCAUAUCGCAAGCAGGUUGAAAAAAUUAGAAUACUUCUGCGAAGUGUUGACCUCCCUGAAAUAAAAGUUGGAUCUGUCGAGGAAUUCCAAGGGCGGGAAUAUCUGGCUAUCAUAAUCUCUACAGUACGCUCAAGUGAAGACCAUUUAAAUGAAGAUGCUCGCUAUGUUGUAGGGUUUCUUUCCAAUCCGAAGCGAUUUAAUGUAGCAGUUACUAGACCAAAGGCAUUGCUUAUCAUGGUGGGGAAUCCUCAUAUCCUUAUAAAAGAUCCUUGCUUUGGGGCCUUUUUGGAAUACUGUGCCAUGAACGGAGCAUGUGUAGGAUGUGACCUUCCUCCUGAGAUUGAAGUUCUUCAAGGGUGUGACUGACCAUUCAUUUGGACAGAUUGUGAUUGCACAGCAUUAGAGAGCAGUUCAUAAAACAAAUCUGCAGAAUUGUCAUUUGCACUCCAUUUAGCAUUGAAAGGACUGUUGCGCAGAGAGUUUAAUGUUUCUCAGUUUUGAAUAUGCAGUAACGGUUACUGCGAUCAGAACAUUUCAGUAAUGGGAACUUUCUCAUUGUACUCUUCACUGUAUGUGAAGCAUAAUGCUUGGAAUUCAGGAAAAAAGAAGGAACUGCUGGCCAUUGAAUGUGCCUGUUGUGGUGUAAAAUGAACAUAACAUUCAAAGUCUUGCUGAUUCACAUUUUAGUAGCCGUUUCAGAGACUACACGGAGAAACCUAAUUGUCAGCAGAAGCUCAUCCACGUUAUAAAAAAACUGGUACACAUUAGUGAGUUUAAAAUUAGCACAUCAUUUAAUGGCUGCAGAUGUGGGGUAAAAUGCUUAAUGUGGCAGUAGAGUUGGGGGGGUAUACAUUAAUCAGUCUGGGGUUGCCUUUCUGAAGCAUCUGUGUGGUGUACAAAGCGCCUGUGGGGUUAAAAAGUCUGCCUUUGAUGAUGUGGAGUUGGGUGAUAAAUCUUGCUUAUGUCUGUUUAUUUUGGUUUUAUUUUAGUUACUGUAAUGUUUUUGUUUUUUUUACCUCAGACUGUUAUAAGGUAUCUCCAUUAAAGUGUAUGAAUAAAUGUUUUUUAAGCAAGCAUAAACAAUAAUGACUUAAAUUUGCAGAAGUAGACUGUCUUCAUACCGCUGAGUUAAAAACAAAAGCACUUUUCUGACAAGAAAUUAUUAUUUGAGACUUGGCAAAAGUUAAACGCUGGUAGCUGUCAGUAUCCCACUUUUAAGAUGUAAUGGGGUAAGCGUUGUACAAGUUGGACUGCUUGCACUGUGUUUAUAAUAAAGAGUGCUGAAAAUGAAA
Protopterus annectens (West African lungfish) is the source of this 1763-nucleotide messenger RNA. Its product is annotated as RNA helicase Mov10l1-like. Bases 19 to 837 code for a protein of 272 amino acids. The record is from RefSeq and is a predicted model, not a curated record. The transcript has 7 exons. Lineage: Eukaryota; Metazoa; Chordata; Ceratodontiformes; Protopteridae.